AUGAGUCAAGAAUUAUCAAUCAAUCAUCAAUACAUUGCAUCUCAUAUCAGCGAUUUUAUUGAAGAUGGUAAACUAUUUGUCGUGUUUGAUAAACAAGAUAUCUUAAAAAUUAUGGAAUUCGGAUAUUUCUAUUAUGAUGAAUUUAUUAACCUCCUCAAGCAAUCAUCUCCUACCAUGGAUGCAACAGACUUAUAUAUCUACACCAGAUGCGCAAAUAUUUAUAUCGAUAAUUGUAAAGAUGCUGUUACAUUUUUGAAAUCAUUAAGAAGAUACCUGAAAAUGGAAUUAUUUAAUGAUGUCAUUGAUAUUUUAUACAAAUGUCAAACGCAAGGAUCAUCUGGGGAAACUAACAGUGAAAGCCAAGCGAAUGAUCAAGAAGUUCAAUUACUUAAAUCUCAAAUUCAAAAAAAGGAUGAAAAAAUUGCUCAAUUUAUGGAAGAAAUUGAUAAAUUACAGAAAGAUAUACAAAUUAAGGAAACGUCAAUUAAUCAAUCCGGUGAAGAAAACAAUAAAUUGAAGAAUGACAUUCGAGCAAAGACAACUUUGAUCGAUCAAAUUAAUGAAGAAAACGGUAAAAUAAAGAGGGCUAUUCAAAGUAAAGAUGCACAAAAUAAUCAAAUCAAAGAAGAAAAUGAUAGAUUAAAGAGAGAUAUUCAAAACAAAGAAACAACAAUCAACCAAAUUACAGAAGAAAACAGCAAUCUAAAAAGAGAACUUCAGGAAAAAGAAGUAAUUGUUAAUGCUCACAAUGAAUAA
Molecule: messenger RNA, 756 nt
Organism: Trichomonas vaginalis G3
Lineage: Eukaryota; Parabasalia; Trichomonadida; Trichomonadidae
Product: spectrin binding
Exons: 1
Coding region: 1-756 (251 amino acids)
Source: RefSeq, a predicted model, not a curated record